Molecule: messenger RNA, 2514 nt
Organism: Columba livia (rock pigeon)
Lineage: Eukaryota; Metazoa; Chordata; Aves; Columbiformes; Columbidae
Gene: IFFO1
Product: intermediate filament family orphan 1
Exons: 9
Coding region: 205-1842 (545 amino acids)
Source: RefSeq, a predicted model, not a curated record
GGCCGGCGGGGCGCGGGGCUGGGCGGGGGAGCGGCUCUCCGGCCCCGCCGCUGCCGCCGCAUCCCCGCCGCAGCGGAAGCCGCACCCCCGCCGCCGGGGCCGGCCGGGCGCAGCCCCCCGGCGCAUCCCGCCCCCGCCGGGCCCCUGAUUGGCGCCGGCAGGCUCGGCUCCCCCCCGCGCCCCGCUCCCCGUCCCGCCGCCGCCAUGAACCCGCUCUUCGGCCCCAACCUCUUCCUCCUGCCGCAGGAGCAGCAGGGGCUGCCGGGCCCCGAGCUGCCGCCGCCGCCGCCCGCCCCGCGCCCCGCCGAGCCCCUGGCGGGGGACCUGGCCGCCCCGCCGCCCCCCGGCCCCUUCCCCGCACCGCCCGCCGCCAUGGCCCUCCGCAACGACCUGGGCUCCAACAUCAGCGUCCUGAAGACGCUGAACCUGCGGUUCCGCUGCUUCCUGGCCAAGGUCCAUGAGCUGGAGCGGCGCAACCGGCAGCUGGAGAAGCAGCUGCAGCAAGCGCUGGAGGAGGGGGGCGGCGGCGGGGGGAGCCGGGGCCGCGGACCCCCGCGCCGCGACCAAGCGGUGCAAACUGGCUUUGUGGGCCCCAUCCGCACCCUGGGGCUGGGGCUUGGGCUGUCGCCGGCCCGGGCGCUGGGUUCCCCCGCCUGCCGCCUCAGCGCCCCCGCCCAGCCGUCUCCUCCCUUCUCGGCCGCCUCCCGCUUCAUGCCCGGCACCAUCUGGUCCUUCUCGCAAGCCCGGCGGCUGGGCCCGGGACCGGAGACCACCCUGGUGCAGGGACCGGGGGUCUCCUGGGUCCACCCGGACGGGGUGGGCGUGCAGAUCGACACCAUCACCCCGGAGAUCCGUGCCCUCUACAACGUGCUGGCCAAGGUGAAGAGGGAGCGCGACGAGUACAAGCGCAGAUGGGAAGAGGAGUACACAGUGCGUGUCCAGCUUCAGGACCGGGUGACUGAGCUGCAGGAGGAAGCCCAAGAGGCUGAAGCCUGCCAGGAGGAGCUGGCCAUGAAGGUGGAGCAGCUCAAGGCAGAACUUGUUGUCUUCAAGGGACUGAUGAGCAAUAACAUCACAGAGCUGGACACCAAGAUCCAGGAGAAGGCCAUGAAGGUGGACAUGGACAUCUGCCGGCGCAUUGACAUCACUGCCAAGCUGUGCGACGUGGCGCAGCAGCGGAACUGUGAGGACAUGAUCAAGAUGUUUCAGUCUCUGCACUUGUCUCCCGUUAAGGUCCCAGCCUCGGUGGGGCGGAAGCGGGAGCGCAAGCAGGUCAGUGACGAAGACACCUCACUGUCAGAGAGCGAUGCCUCCCGAAAGCCUGACGAGGAAGAGGAGGACGAGACCACGGCCAUGAGUAUCAAUGAGGAAAUGCAGAGGAUGUUGAACCAGCUGAGGGAAUAUGACUUUGAGGAUGACUGUGACAGCCUCACGUGGGAGGAGACAGAAGAAACGCUGCUCCUCUGGGAGGACUUCUCUGGAUACGCCAUUGCAGCUGCAGAGGUGCAGGGGGAGCAGGACGACAGUCUGGAGAAGGUGAUCAAGGACACGGAGUCGCUGUUCAAGAGCCGUGAGAAGGAGUAUCAGGAAACCAUCGACCAAAUAGAGCUGGAGCUGGCCACAGCCAAGAACGAUAUGAACCGGCACCUGCAUGAGUACAUGGAAAUGUGCAGCAUGAAGCGAGGUUUGGACGUGCAGAUGGAGACUUGCCGGCGGCUCAUCACCCAGUCUGGGGACAGGAAGUCUCCUGCCUUCACCCCGGCCUCCAACAGCGAGUCAGCCCCAAAUGAGGAGAGCGAGGAGUCCGACCGUGACCCCCCCAGCGAUGCUUCCAUCAGAUAAUGAGGGCACACCCUGCUCCCUUGGACCCCCCUCCUGGCACAGGGGUGCCUGAGCUGCACCUGAAAAAGACUGUCAGGGAUGUGGAGCCACUGGUAAACAUCUCUUGCCCAGGCUCACUCCUGUUUUGGGGUGUUUGGCAGACCCCAUGCCCCGCUGCUGCCGGAUAUUCUGCACAUGGGAAUAGCUAGAUAGACCUGAGGGCCCUUGCUGGGGCUGCUCAGCCCCCAGCUCCUUCUCUAUUCCCUUUCCCUGCUUUGGUUAAACCGUGGUUUGGGCAGGGAGGCUCCAAACCUGCCAUGGUGGCAUUCUCCAGGACCUCUCCCUGAGCCCCCCAGACCCAUCUCGUCCGGUCUCCAUCCUGGUACGCUUGACCCACCCCCUGCCCUCCCUGCACCACACGGAGCCGAUCGAGAGCCGUACCUCCCUGCAAACUGGACCUGACACUGGUGCCAACUGGACUGAGCCCCGGGCUUUCUCCGUCCUUGCUGCUGGCUGGGCACUCGGCUGGGAGUCCCCAUGCCGCACAGGACACCCCGAGCCCCCCUGCCUCCUCCGGGGUGGGGGCCGAGUCCUGCUCACUGUGCACUUUGCUUUGCCGUGCAUUGGCGGCACGCUCACUUUCUGUGUUACGGGGGCGAGGGGUCAUUAAAUGGGACAGUUUCCUUUUCUACA